This is a messenger RNA of Hirundo rustica (Barn swallow), 7400 nucleotides long. It is a transcript of the gene TEAD1, whose product is annotated as TEA domain transcription factor 1. Gene Ontology annotation, cellular component: transcription regulator complex. Gene Ontology annotation, molecular function: DNA-binding transcription factor activity, RNA polymerase II-specific; RNA polymerase II cis-regulatory region sequence-specific DNA binding. The record is from RefSeq and is a predicted model, not a curated record. Lineage: Eukaryota; Metazoa; Chordata; Aves; Passeriformes; Hirundinidae. The transcript is spliced from 13 exons. Gene Ontology annotation, biological process: regulation of transcription by RNA polymerase II; hippo signaling; embryonic organ development. The coding region runs from base 236 to 1525 and encodes 429 amino acids.
CGCUGCUGCUGGUUAAUUGCACAUUCAAGUGGAAAAUUUUCGGGAGUCAGCAGAAACAUUGUAUCCAAAAAAGACAAAGUCGCAGUUACAGCAACACCGAGGAGAUUGUCCCUGGAAAACUUCCUUUCGAUUUAUUCCCUUGAAGACUCCAGGCUUAGGCUUGGAGACCCCAGCCAUCACCAUUGAGCCCAGCAGCUGGAGCGGCAGCGAGAGUCCUGCCGAAGACAUUGAAAGAAUGAGUGAUUCUGCAGAUAAACCUAUUGACAACGAUGCAGAAGGUGUCUGGAGUCCUGACAUUGAACAGAGCUUUCAGGAGGCUCUAGCAAUCUAUCCACCGUGUGGGAGGAGGAAAAUCAUCUUAUCAGAUGAAGGCAAAAUGUAUGGUAGGAAUGAAUUGAUAGCCAGAUACAUCAAACUUAGAACAGGGAAGACACGGACCAGGAAGCAGGUGUCUAGUCACAUACAGGUCUUAGCAAGAAAGAAAGUUCGAGAAAUUCAAGCCGCCAUUAAGGUGUCUAGUCACAUUCAGGUUCUUGCCAGAAGGAAAUCUCGUGAUUUUCAUUCCAAGCUGAAGGAUCAGACAGCAAAGGACAAAGCACUCCAGCACAUGGCAGCAAUGUCAUCAGCUCAGAUAGUCUCAGCUACUGCUAUUCACAACAAGCUGGGCCUGCCAGGAAUUCCCCGUCCUACAUUUCCUGGGGCACCUGGGUUUUGGCCGGGCAUGAUUCAAACGGGGCAGCCUGGAUCCUCGCAAGACGUCAAGCCAUUCGUUCAGCAGGCCUAUCCUAUACAGCCAUCAGUCACAGCUCCCAUUUCAGGCUUUGAGCCCACAUCAGCUCCAGCUCCCUCAGUCCCUGCGUGGCAGGGCCGAUCGAUUGGUACGACCAAGCUCAGGCUGGUGGAGUUUUCAGCUUUCCUUGAGCAGCAGAGGGAUCCUGAAUCAUACAAUAAACACCUCUUCGUGCACAUCGGACACGCCAACCAUUCUUACAGCGACCCCUUGCUCGAGUCGGUGGACAUCCGCCAGAUUUAUGACAAAUUCCCGGAAAAGAAGGGCGGCCUGAAGGAGCUCUUCGGGAAGGGGCCUCAAAACGCUUUCUUCCUCGUAAAGUUCUGGGCCGACUUAAACUGCAACAUCCAAGAUGAUACAGGAGCAUUUUACGGAGUCACCAGUCAGUACGAGAGCUCAGAAAACAUGACAAUCACCUGUUCCACCAAAGUCUGCUCAUUUGGAAAGCAAGUAGUAGAAAAAGUAGAGACUGAAUAUGCAAGGUUUGAGAACGGCCGGUUUGUGUACAGGAUAAACCGCUCUCCGAUGUGUGAAUAUAUGAUCAACUUCAUACACAAGCUGAAGCAUUUACCAGAGAAAUACAUGAUGAACAGCGUCUUGGAAAACUUCACAAUUUUAUUGGUGGUAACAAACAGGGAUACACAAGAAACCCUGCUCUGCAUGGCUUGUGUAUUCGAAGUGUCGAACAGCGAACAUGGAGCACAGCAUCACAUCUACAGGCUUGUAAAGGACUGAGCAGUUAUUUAUAUAUACACUUCAUUUCACUUCUUUAUCGAAACACAGACUGUAAACCUCAACACUAAGUGGCAGUGCCUCUGGCCCAACUUUCACCCACAUUUUUCUAAAUCCUGUUUUAGUGAAGUCAUUUUUAAUGUGUUCAUAUAUAAUUGUAGCUGUGAAAUUCUGGUACAGUUGUAAAAAUUAUUUCUAAAACUAAGUGUUCUUCAAAUUUGUAAACCACAGUUCUUUGGGAAGACUGUAUUUAAGAACCUAACGCCUCUGUCUGUGGAGGCCUAUUUUUAAUUCUGAUAGAAAAAUGUAUGACAGAGCAUUUGCCAUGGGGAAAAACUGACAGCAUUUAUAAGAAUUUAUUUUGGGUUUUUUUCCAACAUGAAAUACUUGUUUUACAAUGCAAGUGGAAUUGAAAUGAAUCUUUAGCUAUAACUGUAAAUGAGUACACAAAGUUAAUAAUCUCUAUAGAAUUAUCUUUGUAACUAAUUAGGGUGGAAGAUAUGGACGAAUGUAAUUCACUAAAUUAUUUUUUAAAAUGAAACGUUUUUCUGUUUGAAACCAAAUGAAAAAUAUAGCCUUAAGAAAUGCCUGAUAGAAACAGACAGGUCCUAAAAUUAGGCAAAUUUUGUAUUUUUUUCUCAACGCUAAAACUAAUCUUCUAAUCCAUUAAACCUUCAAACAGGUGUUGCAGAAAAAGAAAACAUCACCCCUUACCCCUAACAUAUCUAGUGUAUUUUAAAAGAGUAUAAAGUUGUAUUGUACUAAUAUGAAAAUUUGAUUAUUUAAUGAUAAAGAUGGCUCAUUUUGCAAUAAGUAGGUGAAUACUGAAGAUUUAGACUUGCAUUAUAUGUAGUCUUGUGUGUGCGGUUAUAUUUUAUAUGGACAACUAUGUUUUCUAAUAAGUUGAGCAAAAAAACUUGCGACUCUGAAAUCAAGAGAUGAACGGAAACAACUGACAUUGCGACAGCAUCGAGUCAUUCGCAAACAGAGAGCAAAACACUGAUGUGUUUGAAAGAAGAGUGUGCACACCUCUGAAAGGAUCAGCAGCUUUAAUAUCUGUGAGACGCUAGAAAAUCGCAACCAACAUCGGGCAAAGAAGAUUGGGAAGUGUAGAAUUUUUGGGUUUGGGUUUUUUUGGUUUUUUUUUCUCUUUUUUCCUCUUAAUCAUGGUGCUUUUACACCUCUCCCAGUUGUCUCCCCAGGUCUGUCAAAGACCUUAUCCGAAACAAACGCAUGCCUACCACGUGGGGUUGGUCUGCUGUCCUCUUGGACAUGGUAGUGUUCACCCUUUUGAUAAAUUCAGGGAAGACUCCAGGAAGUGAAGCACAGCUGGAGAUAUUUUAACACUGUAAAGCUUCACACCACGGCCAUGGGUGUGAGCGAUUAUCUGGGGUGAGAGCAGCAGUCUCACCCAUCCCGUUCCGGACAGAGGGUGGUGCUCAGCUCCUCUCCUCCUGCUGCCCCUCGUUGCCCAAGCAGAAGUUUUUUGGGCAGGUGCUGGGUCAGCAGAGGCUUCUCAGGCAAAACAUUUGUCUGAAAGGCUGACCAAGCACAAGCCACCUUAGGGAUCAGUGAUGAGUUAUCAGCAAAGAGGGUUCUUAGGAAAGUCUUUUGCAGUCCUGACUCAAAGUUCACCUUUAGCAGCCCCCUCCUCCCUGCCCCUUAUGAUAUGUUCCUGUAGUAUCAUACUUUUUCCUUGUUACCAAAAGCCAAUUUAGUGCAAAACCAGCACAGAUCCCGUGCACAAUUUAAGCGUCCCAGGCCCAGCGCUGUAGUCUUCAAAUGAGCAAGUCUAAUUCUUUUCUUUAACUUAUAUUCCUGCAUAGUCCUUGCUGCUAGAAUUGCCCACUGUUGAAAUGUCUGGACUAGACAAGAGCCUAGGCGAGGUGGUGGGUCAGACCAGGAGCAUCCCUAACGCCAGUGAGGUCUCGGGUUCGAGGAGGGUGCAGACAUCACCGAGGGGUAGGGAGACUGCUUUAAUCCCUCAGCCUGAUCUGAGCUCCAUGAGGUGGAUGGUUUGGAUGGUUGCUGUGAUGUCUAGCUGCUACCUGCUUGCGGAUAUUAGGGCUGAUGAUCUUUCAGUUGUUCACUCUGCGAAGUGAACAGAGAAACGUGUCCAUGGCAAGGUCUCUUUUAAUGCUCAUUUUUAACACUAACAAUCACGUCAGGAAAAGCACUGCAUUGUAACAGCCUAAUGGUAGCCCUUUAUUCUAAGCACUUGGUGUUACAAGUCAAAAACUACUUUUUGGUUUUUGUUCUAAAGUUGUCUUUUAUUUAGGGUUUGAAUUGUGGGUUUGGUGAUUUUUUUUAUUUUUUUUUUUUUAAUAACAAGCAAACUCUUUAAGGCAUAUAAAGUAUGUAAGUCAAUUUGCAAAACCAGGUACAGGUUUGGUUUUUUUUAGUAGGAUCUGGCACACUACAUAUGCCAUAACUAUAGGGUUUAAACAGUCACAAUGUUUAUUGGUGUUCACACAUGUAAUGUUAGGGAAACUACUUCCAUCGUCUUUUCUUUACACUUCUGUAAAUGAUCCAUACCCUGUAUAUGAUAAUUCUUAAAAGCCUUAAUCCUUCAACUGUUGAGUGUGGGGUGUGUAGUCCAACAGGCUGCCUGUAAACUGUGAGCUCUUUUGUAAGCUGGAAGUACUUCUCUUGUUACUGUUACUUUUUUGUAGGAACCUUUUAAUUGAGAGCUGCCAAAGCAUUACAAUAUGCAGUGCCUUAGCAUUAUAUUAGAAGUACCUUUUAGCCUCUUAACAUUAAAUUUUAUACAUUGUUUUAUUAAUUGGUUCCAUUUUUAAAAUAUCCGUAUUUUUCCCCGCAGAAACGCUCUUUGACUGCCUGGUCUCAGCCAGCUGUCUGUACAAGUCAGUCCCAUUGCAGUGAGAUGUCUAUACCAAAAGGAAAGGUUACAGAUCCCUAGUUCUCCGUGAAAAGUGAAUUGUAUUAAUGAAUGCUGCCUUUUUAAAUUUCAUGACCAAAUAAUUAAUUGUGACUCUUCUGCACUCUAGCAUGAAAGUGCCUUUGGUUUGAAAUUCCAGCUUAGAAAAGUGCUGCCAUAAUAAUGACAAUUUGUAGAGAGACCAAAAAUAUUUAGUUAUCACCGUAAUGCCUUUGGUUUAUUGGAAUAAGUUGAAUCUACAGGCCUCCAUUCACAAAAGAGCACCAUUCGUAGCAAAGGGAUUUUGCUAAUGAUCAGCCUGCUGAAGAAAAAUCUACUGUUUGCCAUUUCUGACAGCAUUGCAAACCAGCAACUGAUUCGUCUGUGAUAUAAAAAUGAAAAUAUUCCCAUUUAUAUUCUCUUCAUCCGGUCACACAUCUGCAUAAUGAGAGAUCCGUAUCCUGCAGAAUUUCAGUGGACAAACAUGGCUUCAUCGAUCUCCUCUAAUAACGUUUUGGUAUCUGUGAAGAUUCUUUGCUUAGACAGAAGAUUUUGUUUACAAAGUUGUGCAUGCUGAAGGUCAGAUGCAUAAAACAAAAGGAACAUGGAGAACUGAGCAUAGAGAGGAUAAAUGCAAUCGUGUGGGUUUAAGCAUUGAAAUGUUGAGUGUGAGCGUUGUGGAUGAAGGUGCUGGUGGGGAAACUCUGGCCAGCACGACUCAAAACACAGGGUUGUUUUGUUUUCCUCCCAGGUGAUGUCUUGGGGGGAGAAAAAAAAAAAAAAAAAAAAAAAAAAAAAAAGGAAGUAAAAAAAAAAAAAGGAAAGAAAGAGAGAAAGAAAGAAAAAAAAUUAACUCCUCCUAAUAAUGUGUCUGUAUUCGAUACCUUCUGUGAACGGGGGCCAUACUCUCCACCACAACUGAAAUCAAUGGGAAGAGGAGCAACAUUUUAACAAUUUUAGAAAGAACAAAUAUCAGCAAAACCAAAAGCUGUCAGAGGGAUUAUAUAGUUGUGAAUACAAUGUUAACUUGAUUUUUAAAGUAUUUGAUGAAAACUAAGAUUAACUUUUUAUAUAGAGAAAUAUUGUGACACUGUGUGGUAAAUAUUGUGAUAAUUCAAUUUCCCUUUCUCUAAAAUAUUAUUUUUGUUAUUCCUUCAAGGUCUAAAUCUCACUUACCUCUAUAAGACAAGUAAUCCUGUUGAACUCAAUGAGACUGAGGCAGGGCAAAGACACUUUUGGCCCACAAGCAGAACAUACUUUUUCAGUUAUUGCCAAACAUUUUGGCUGUGCUAGUCAAUGUUUUUGGUAAACUACACCUCUGCCUCAUUCAAACGAGCAUAAUGGUACCAUUUGGGGCUGUUAAAAAUUACUACUAACAAAUGUAGUUUUACUUACUUGAAUUCCAAACCGAUUUUGUUUAGGUACUGCACCACUAUUUUGAAGGAAUCGCAGAUCCAAUGCCUGUUUCUCACUUUCCCUCUCCACCACAGCUGCAGCUCAGCUUGGCAGUAGCUUGUCCCGUGGAGCCCCCACGGGAUGGGCUAUUGGGAAUAAUGAAGGGUGUACAUUAAUGUUGAAUGUAAGUAACUGGCCAGUCCCAGGCAGAUACGACAUUUGACGUGCUAAUCCGUAUCUAUUUAUUUUUCCACUGCGAGUCCCGGGGCAUGCCUGCUGCCCGAAGCAGUGCCCUGGGGAGUUCCCUGGAGCCCUCAGUCCGUCACACUGAGAGCCCUGAUGUCCUGAUGUUGUCCCCGCUUUCCUUUUCCCGUGAGGAUACACGUGCCUGGGCACAGGCGGAUGUGAGGAGUAGAGCCCAGCUUUGUCCUUUGCUCAGGAUGAUCUCCUUUCCCCCCCCCUUCUUAUCUUUCAUAACCAGAUGCUUAGCCCCUCCCCCCAAGAAAGAUUGAGGCUGGAUAAGUCAAAGUACAAGAAACACUCUGGACAUCUUCAUCUUCUAACUUUUCAGGUCAUUCUCGCUGAGAUCAUGUAAUUAGUUUUAGUGUGUAAAUUAAAUCUUAAAUGCACUCAGUUGACUAAAAGGAGAUGGAUCCCUGUUACCUCCUUACAGAAUAUGUGUUUUUGUUUUUGUUUUGUUUUGUUUUAUGGGCCUCUGAUUCAGGCUCAUGACUGCAGACAAAAAAUACAAUAUGUGCCUGAAAAAAAAAAAAAAAAAAAAAAGACAAAAGAAUUUUAUAACAUUGAAAACCUGAAUAGCCUUUAAUUCUUCAGUACAUUUUAUGUAAAACAGGUUGGGUUUUUUGUUUUGUUUUGGGGUUUUUUUGCCAUGUGCAUUUGUUCACAUUUGUAAAUGACUUAAUGGAAUUCUCACUUUAUGUUUAUUUGUGUAAUGUGUAUAAAAUGGGUUUGUGACUUAAGCAUAUUCAUAUAUGGUCAGUGGUUACUUUAAUAUUGUACUGCUGCUGGUAACUUUUGAUGUAGAACUUGCCUUUUGAUGAUAAAGUACCUCUAGGUUAGACAGUGAGGGAAGGCUCUUGGAAAAAACUGAAUGUUCUCCAAUGUUUUCUUAACAUAUUUGCAGAAGCUUUCAAAAGGAGUUUCAGUCAAACCUCUUGGCAGUACAGUAUUCUUGUAUUUGUUAUUGUCUGUGUGUAGGUACUGGUACCUUUUUUUUUUGUUUGUUUAAAAUGUUUUAAGUGUUGGCUUUAAAGUGAAUUUAUCUUUAGUAUGAUAGUAAUAUGAAAAUUAUAGGUUUUGUGUGCAGAGAAUUUUUUUAUAAAGUGCUUUGUAAAAAAAAAAAAAAUGUAUUCUAGCUUUCGCGGUACAUAUGUGUGAUAACUUUAAUAUCCAUGACAGUUAAGUGCAAUUAUUUCAUCACUCUAAAAAUGCUAUUUUUGUGUCGGUUACUGCAGGUGUUUUCAUGUCUUUGCAAAGUGACACAUUUUGAUGCCUUCUUGAUAAAGUGGUAGAAUUUUUGUAGCUUUCUAGAAACUUUGUAUUCAUACAGUAUCAAUUGAAAAUAAAGAAAAUGAAAGUGUUUUG